Zonotrichia leucophrys gambelii is the source of this 7918-nucleotide messenger RNA. It is a transcript of the gene COL4A5, whose product is annotated as collagen type IV alpha 5 chain. Gene Ontology annotation, molecular function: extracellular matrix structural constituent conferring tensile strength. The transcript is spliced from 51 exons. Gene Ontology annotation, cellular component: basement membrane; collagen trimer. Gene Ontology annotation, biological process: extracellular matrix organization. The record is from RefSeq and is a predicted model, not a curated record. NCBI's taxonomy places the organism in Eukaryota, Metazoa, Chordata, Aves, Passeriformes, Passerellidae. The coding region runs from base 212 to 5281 and encodes 1689 amino acids.
GGCGGUAGCAGCGUGCCCCACACCGCCCGCCCCCGGAGCGGAGGAAUACUGUAGUCCCGGGAGGACUUGAGCCAGGAGAAGCGGGCGAGUGCGGCAGAGGGGCGGGCGCUGGCGUCGGGGCGGCCGGUGCGAGCCGCCUGCAGGAGCCGCGCUGCCCCGCCGGGCUAUGCCCGCGCCUCAGGGCCGGCCCCAGAGCUCCUGAGCGGGCGGGAUGGAGCCGCGGCGGCGGGGCUGCAGCCUGGCCGCUGGCUGCUUGGUGGUGGUGCUGCUGGGGUGCUGGGGGCCGCAGGAGGCGGCGGCGGCGGCUUGCCAUGGAUGUACAUCUUUAUCCAAAUGUGAUUGCAGUGGAGUAAAAGGUGAAAAGGGUGAAAGAGGAUUCCCAGGCUUGGAAGGACAGCCAGGUUUGCCUGGAUUUCCAGGACCAGAAGGACCACCUGGUCCAAGAGGCUCAAAGGGUGAUGAUGGUCUUCCAGGGCCUAUUGGACCCAAAGGAAUCAGAGGACCGCCAGGGCUUCCCGGCUUUCCAGGAACACCAGGACUUCCUGGAUUGCCAGGACAAGAUGGGCCACCAGGACCUCAGGGUAUCCCAGGGUGCAAUGGAACAAAGGGAGAGCGUGGAUUCCCAGGCAGUCCAGGUUUUCCUGGUUUACAAGGGCCUCCUGGACCCCCUGGGCUGCCAGGUAUGAAGGGUGAAGCAGGUGAAAUAAUUACAUCCUUGCUGCCAGGACAGAAAGGUGACCCAGGAUUUCCAGGUCUUCCAGGGAUACCUGGCCCCCCUGGCUCCAUGGGAAUACCAGGUCCAGUUGGCCCUCCAGGGCCCCCAGGUUUGACGGGACCUCCUGGUCCACCAGGGCUGCCAGGACCCAAGGGUAAUAUGGGUUUGAAUUUCCAAGGACCCAAAGGUGAAAAAGGUGAACAAGGUCUUCAGGGACCUCCAGGGCCACCAGGACAAAUUGGAGAACAGAAAAGACCCAAUGACAUUGAAUUUCAGAAAGGAGAUCAGGGUAUUCCAGGUGAUCCAGGCCCACCAGGAUUUCCUGGGCCUCCAGGCCCUCCUGGUCUUCCCGGUGGUGUGAAAGGUGAAAAAGGUGAGCAAGGAGAACCAGGCAAAAGAGGAAAGCCUGGCAAAGAUGGAGAACCUGGUCAGCCUGGUAGGGAUGGUUUACCUGGUGGGCCUGGAAUAAAUGGUGCUCCAGGAAGAGAUGGUGAAAAGGGUGAAAAAGGUGACAUGGGUCCCCCUGGUCCUCCUGGAAUUGUUGUUCCAAGACCAGGCAUUGAUGCAACAGUGGGACCAAAAGGUAGCAAAGGAUUGCCAGGACUUCCAGGAGCCAAAGGGGACCGUGGAUUCUCUGGUAGGCCAGGCCCACCUGGCUUGCCAGGAUCUCCAGGGAUCACUACUGUUGGACCUCCUGGCCCACCUGGCUUACCUGGUGAGAGAGGACAGAAGGGGGAUCCAGGUUUACCUGGGGUUUCUAUUCCUGGGCAACCAGGAGUUGAGGGACCACGAGGACCGCCAGGACCACCAGGUCCCCCAGGGCCACCUGCACCAUCUGUUGCUCCUGGUGAAGGGUUAUGUGAGCAAGGACCACCAGGUCCUCCAGGAAUUCCAGGACAACAAGGUUUUACAGGGGAGCGAGGCCAAAAAGGUGACCGAGGAGACACAUGCUUCAACUGCAUAGGAACUGGAGUAACUGGUCCUCCUGGGGAGAGGGGACCACCAGGACCUCCUGGUAGUCCAGGUUCUCCUGGUUUUCCUGGACCAAAAGGUGAAAAGGGGCUUCCUGGAUUAACUGGCCUUGUAGGGCCACCAGGCUUCCCAGGCACCCCAGGUGCUCCUGGCAGACCUGGUCCUAAAGGUGACCCAGGGGAUGUCCUGACUUCUCCAAGAUUGAAAGGUGACAAAGGAGACCCUGGCUUCCCAGGACCUCCAGGUCUCCCUGGCAUAGAUGGCACUCCUGGACGAGAUGGACUGCCAGGUUUGCCUGGCCCUAAGGGGGAACCUGGCAGUGUUGCAUUCAAAGGAGAAAUGGGUAUUCCAGGUGACCCAGGGAUACCAGGUCUUCCUGGUGAAAAAGGGCUCCCUGGACCUCCUGGUUUUGGUCCACAAGGCUCACCUGGUGAAAAGGGCAUCCAAGGUGUAUCUGGCCGUCCAGGGCCUCCUGGUGUCCCGGGUCCAAAAGGUGACCCUGGCCAAACUAUUACAGAACCAGGAGUUCCAGGUCCCCCUGGUCCUCCAGGAAGAAUUGGUGAUCCAGGUCUUCCAGGAGAUCCUGGUCAGCCAGGUCAGCGUGGUUUACCUGGCAUCCCAGGUGCAAAGGGAGAGCCAGGUAUUCCUGGCAUUGGACUUCCAGGUCCACCAGGCCCAAAGGGUUUCCCAGGGACUCCAGGCCUGCCCGGAGCUCCAGGAACUCCAGGUCGCCCUGGGCUGGAUGGACCUCCUGGACCACCUGGUUUCCCAGGAGAGAAGGGAGAGCGUGGAUUUGGAGUUCCAGGACCACCUGGGCCCCCAGGACCCCCAGGCAUAAAAGGAGUUCAAGGACCUAAAGGUGAUCCUGGUUUCCCAGGAAACCCUGGUCUACCAGGCCGGGCAGGAUUUGAUGGAACCCCAGGGCCCAAAGGUGACCCUGGACCAAGUGGACCACCAGGACUUCCAGGCCCACCAGGCAUCCCUGGCAUUGGUGGCCAAGGUCCUCCUGGAUCUCCAGGACCUCCAGGUCCUGUUGGCCCCCCAGGGCUGCAAGGCAUUCCAGGGGAGAAAGGGGAUCCAGGUCCUCCAGGCUUCGACAUUCCAGGUCCUCCAGGUGACCAAGGAGCUCCAGGAUAUCCAGGACCCCCUGGACUACCAGGGCCUCAGGGUUCACCUGGGCCCCCUGGCAGGGAUGGAAUACCUGGAUUUCCAGGUGCCAAAGGUGAGAUGGGUGUCAUGGGAGCUCCUGGUCCUCCAGGGCCUCCAGGAACUCCUGGAAGAAAUGGUCUGCCUGGCUUGAAAGGUAAUAGUGGAUUACCUGGUCCACCAGGACCUCCUGGACCAGUGGGGCAGAAAGGCAUCAAAGGUGAAGCAGGUCUGCCAGGUCCACCAGGAACACUUGAUCCCAAACAGCUGGGAGCAAAAGGAGAAAAAGGCGAGCCGGGUGUUCCAGGUGUUCCUGGUUUAUCAGGCCAGAAAGGUUAUCAAGGUCUCCCAGGUGACCCAGGCCCACCAGGACUUAGUGGCCCACCAGGUGUGCCAGGAUUGCCAGGCAUCAAGGGAGACAUGGGGCUUCCUGGGCAGCCAGGACCAACAGGACCUCCAGGAUUAAAAGGAGCUAUGGGAGAGAUGGGCCUUCCAGGUCCCCCUGGGCUUAAAGGCAACCAAGGACUGGCAGGACGUCCAGGGCAGCCUGGGCCUGCAGGAUUUCCUGGACUGAAAGGGGAGAAAGGUGACCCUGGUCUUUCAGGCAUUGGUAUUCCUGGUCCCCCUGGACCAAAGGGAGAUCUUGGCUUGCCUGGAUACCCAGGUAGUCCAGGUGCAAAAGGUAUAGCUGGAAAUCCUGGUUUGCCUGGAUUUCCAGGCAGUCCAGGUGCAAAAGGAGAACCAGGCCUUCCUGGAUUCCCAGGAACACCAGGAAUUCCAGGACCAAAAGGUAUUGAGGGCCCUCCAGGUAAUCCUGGCCUGCCUGGACCACCUGGGCCAGUAGGUGAUAUUGGUCGUCCUGGCCCUCCUGGUCCUUCAGGGGAAAAGGGACAGCCUGGUCGUGAUGGUAUCCCUGGACCAGCGGGUCAGAAGGGUGAACCAGGUCUGCCAGGUUUUGGGCGUCCAGGACCCCCUGGACUCCCAGGAUUGUCAGGGCAAAAAGGAGAAUUGGGAUUACCUGGUCCACCGGGACCCCCUGGACUUCAAGGCCCGAAGGGAGAACCAGGUUUCCAGGGAUUCCCUGGUCUGCAGGGUCCACCAGGUCUACCAGGAAUACCAGGGCCACCUCUGGAAGGUCCUAAAGGUAGCCCUGGCCCACCAGGUGUUCCAGGAAGGCCAGGUCCACCAGGCCCAGAAGGUCCACGAGGGCCACCAGGCAGUGGAGGACUUAAAGGGGAAAAAGGGAACCCAGGUCCACCUGGUCCACCUGGCCUGACUGGUCCAAAGGGAGAUCAAGGACCACCUGGACGCCAGGGGGAUCCUGGGCGUCCAGGUCUGAAUGGAAUGAAGGGUGACCCUGGGGUUCCAGGCGUUCCAGGAUUCCCAGGUAUGAAGGGUCCCACUGGACCUGCAGGACCCGCUGGCCUCAUGGGCAGCCAGGGAGUGCCAGGCCCACCAGGUCCGCCAGGUUUACCAGGUACCAUUGGACGAAGCAUUGUUGUCAAAGGUGAUCCUGGUUCCCCAGGUCCUCCAGGACAGCCUGGCUCCAAAGGGCCACCUGGAAUGCCAGGGCCACAGGGAUUGCCAGGUCCAAUUGGUCUUCCUGGUGACCCAGGGAGAGAUGGACUUCCUGGUUUUGAUGGUCCAGCAGGACGAAAAGGAGAGAGAGGUCUUCCAGGCCAACCAGGGUCACGAGGAGUACAAGGACCUCCUGGUCCUGACGGUUUACAAGGCCCACCUGGUCUUCCUGGAACAGCUUCUGUUGCUCAUGGAUUCCUUAUAACUCGGCACAGCCAGACCAGGGAUACACCACUAUGUCCACAGGGAACAGCAAGAAUAUAUGAUGGAUUCUCUCUUCUAUAUGUGCAAGGAAAUGAGAGAGCACAUGGCCAGGAUUUGGGUACUGCUGGGAGCUGUCUUAGACGUUUCAGCACCAUGCCCUUCAUGUUCUGCAACAUCAACAAUGUUUGUAACUUUGCAUCAAGGAAUGACUACUCCUACUGGCUGUCAACCCCCGAGUCGAUGCCGAUGAGCAUGGAGCCACUGACUGGGCCAAGCAUCCAGCCCUUCAUCAGCCGGUGUGUUGUGUGUGAAGCUCCUGCUAUGGUGAUAGCUGUCCACAGCCAGACCAUUCAGAUCCCUUCAUGUCCUCCAGGCUGGGACUCCCUCUGGAUUGGUUACUCUUUCAUGAUGCACACGAGUGCUGGAGCAGAGGGCUCUGGGCAGGCCUUGGCCUCUCCUGGCUCCUGUUUGGAAGAGUUCCGCUCAGCGCCGUUCAUCGAAUGCCAUGGCCGGGGCACCUGCAAUUACUAUGCCAAUUCCUACAGCUUCUGGCUGGCAACUGUAGAGGUGUCAGAAAUGUUCAGCAAACCUCAGUCUGAGACACUGAAAGCUGGAGACUUGAGGACGCGGAUUAGUCGUUGUCAAGUUUGCAUGAAGAAGACGUAACAUCUUGGAGAAUGUUUUAUAAAACAGUUGAAAAUUCCUAAGAUGCACUGUCUUCCAGCUGCAACAAUGGUGCUACUGUGCAGAAAGAAAAGAAAAAGCAAAUCCAAACUGUUUUUACCAUGCAAAUUCAAGUGUACCUCACUCAUGUGCCAAACUAAGGGUUGUUCAGUAUGUAUUUGACAACAGGACUAAGAUGAAAGAAUUGACCUCUUGGAAACAGAAAAGAACACUUGAGGUUCACCAAGAAUCAGAAGAUGAAUUUUUUCAUUUCUCUCCCUGUACCAAAAUGGCACCUUUUUGAUCAGCCAAGAGAAUUGAGAAGAACACGACGCACUGAGUAUGUUUAAAAUAACAAGACUGCAGUUUUGAAAAACAUUUUUCAUGGUGCUACUAACCCUACUGUAUUUUUAAUAUGAAAUUUUAAGCUUAUUUCUCUUUGUAAGUAAUGAAAUGUGUAUAUUGUGUAAACACCUUUUUAAUCUAAACUUUCAGUCAUCUAGAAACAAACCAGACUGAUAUAAAAAUCCUUAUGUCUAAAAUUAAAAGAUAAGACAGUAUUUUAUUAUGAAACUUGUGGUACAGAGAGAAUUUACCCCUCUUAUGCCAAUUUAUUCAUUUAAUUUUUCAUUUCCUUCUCAGUUGCCAACCUGAUAUAUUUGGGGAAUUGCACAAUUACUCUGAAGUAAUUUUGAUCAGGGUUUUAAAUGUUGUACACCAUACUAGCAGUGGUUUUAUUUGUGCUUAGAAAACCCAAUCCACUUGAAAAGGAGUUUUUUAUCUUGUGAAAAUAUGUGAAAUUAUUAGCCAUAUUCUAUAUCCUUCUUUUAAGAAUACAAGUCACAUUUACAUUUUAGUAAUCAGUUUGGUUUAACCAAACCUGUCCUUUGGGAAUAUCCAGUUACCAAAGCAUUUAGGGUGAUGCUUACAUGAAACUUCACCUCUGAAGUGGUGUCAUAUGUUUUAUCCAGAAUAGUAUACACACUAAGAAACCUUCUGAAUAAAAUAAAGCAUAAGCUGGUGGAAACCUUCCUAUUUACAAAUUUAUCUUUUAAUCUUAUGUGAAUUUAUACACAUCCACAAUGUAUUCACAGUAUACAGCAACUCCUGUGUAUGUAUAGUUCACAUAAGGCCUUGAAAGAUGGUGCAUGCAGUCUUUCUGAUGUCAGUUUGUAAGAAUCCUCCUAUGUAUGUCUAAAGAGUGUCACUACUUGUGCAAUAGCUGAAAAGUGAUCACUUUUGUAUGCAUGACUGUUCAGCUUCUAUGGUCAGAGCGUUUCAUUUACCCUCGUGUAUAAACAGCUUCCUGACAAUGCAGGACUCUGUCAAGUGACAAUACCUUCAUAUUUUCAUUGUAUAUUGCCACCUCGACUAUCAAUACAACCUAACUUGUGAAUUAACAUUCUGCUCUCUACAGGUGAUGUGUAUUUGUUUAUUGAAUACUGUUAAGUAAUUUAUCUGCUAAUGGCUGUUCUUACCUUCCAGUUGUCCCUGUAAACAUGGAGCAUCCAACAUCUCCUUGUUUUACACAUUUGACAAAAGACAUAGGACUGGUGACUGAGCAGGUGGCAGUGAUAUACAAUGAGAUUGGUGCUGAUUUCUAAAGCUUUCAACUGAGUAUGAAACUGAAGUUCUUUAGUUUAAAGUGCAAAAUAAUACUAGCUUUGUCUUUUUUCCAUUAGCUGCAGUUAUAUCUGUUGGUAGAGAGUGGGAAUUCAGCAAUGUGUAUCUUUCAGCUCAGUUUAGUUUGGUUUGCUGAUGCACGUAGUAAUAAACUGAACCUGCUGCUACCUCCAAGUCAGGAACUUGUUACCAAAGCUGAAAUAAAAUAGUCUCUUCAUGUAAACACAAGCCCUUAUCUUGCUGCUGGCUCUGCAGAAGUCUAAAAUGAACAUAGCAGCCAAUCCUUAUUCCUAAAACAACAGAAAAGUGGAUGCUAAGGCCAAGGAGCUCUCAAAGGAAAGGGCUCUCCCAGCCCUCCCUACCAACACCCCAUCUUGUGUUUACCAACACAAAGUGUUUAAAUGCGGGGACAUGGAAUAGAGUGGACCAUGUUUAGUAAACCAGUGUAUAACUGGUAGCUUCUUUGUAAGAUCUGGGCUUCUCUUGCAGCAGGUAAAACCAAGACAGGACAUCCUAAGGGUACAGAGCACCCAGACCUGCUGGUCUUGUGGCAGCUUCAGGGCCCAGAGCUGUGAGAUGACCAGAGAAAAGGGAAGUAUGUAAAGCAGCUGUGCUUGUGACAGCUCUGUUUUCUCUUCUGUUCCUGCAGCUCUGACCUUGACCUGGACAGGAGUCCUGAACCUUAAUGAGCUUCAGGCACAGAAUUCCAAAGGGGUGACCUAAGUAAGUGGUCUAGACAUGAAGGAACAUCUUUUAUUUUGAGAUCUGCAGCAGAGAUUCAAGAGAUGUUGGGUUAAUUCUCACCACACCUUCUGUGCCUUAGAGCAGGUAAAUCACUUGACCUGUGUUGGAUCGGAGUUACUGAUCUAUAAAAGAGAACAAGGUUAUUAUUCUCUUCUGCUUCUUGAUGCUUAGACUGUAAGCUCCUUGGGGCAGAGACAUUGAGGGGGCUCAAAUGUUGGUUGGGGCCUCUAGGUGCUAUCCAUCACUAUAUAAACAUUAAACUACAGGUAAAAG